GCCAAACUUCGCCAAGGUCGCCGGCGUCCUCGUGCGGGGCCGCAUCUUCCGGCUGCGCCGCAGUGCCUUUGUGCCGCCGUCCUCCUGGCAGGCGGCAUCCUCCUGCUGUUCCGCUCCACGUUGCCUUUGUGCUGCUCCGCUGCCGUCGUCGUGGUGUACAGGUCUGAACUCUAAAGUGUUCCUGUGCUGCACUAAGUAGGAACUGCCACGGACCAGCUGGUAUUGCCUUUUCUCUCAAUAAGGUAGAAGUGUUUUUAGUCCAGCAGCUUGUGGUGGAUUGAAUCUUCCUGCUUUGUGGUAACUCGGUGUAGAGAGGAUUGAACUGUGUGAAGGAUUGUAGCUGUUCGUUUUUUCCAGAAAUACACUAAUUGUUCAGUGGUCAUGGGAGAUACCAGUAGGGAUUCCGGUAUUGAGAAAUUGUGUGAAAGUAUGCAGCGUAUGAUUUCACAGCUGAUGGAGCAGGCACAAACAAAGACAAGCAGUACUUCUGAAAUUUUGAAGACCCUGGAACCCAAUCCUGUCAGGUUAACUGGUCCGGGUGAUUUUUUUAGCUGGUCUCGGAACGCCACAUUGAUUCUGGAGUCACAUGGACUUCAGAAAUUUUUGAAGGACGAUGAAAAAAAACCAACGGAUGUCACACAAGAGCAAUGGGAUCAGAAUCAAAAGCGAGUUAUGGUAUGGCUGUUGGGGUCGAUGGAGAAGACUGUUAGGGAACAAGUUGAAGGGUUUCAGUCUGCAGCUGAGGUGUGGACAAGCAUUGAGAAACAGUUCUCAGGAAAAUCGAACAAGAUGCAAGUCAGUAGGAUUUUCCAUGAAUUGAGGCAGAUCAAGCAAGAGCAGAAGACAGUGACUGAAUUUGCGGGAGAAAUCAAGAAACUCUAUAGAGACCUGGAGUAUUUUAGACCAUUUAAGGCACAUGAUCCCAGGGACGUACCCCUCCUUCGAGAGUGGUUUGAACCAUUGUUGGUUCAGACUUUUCUUGAUGGUCUGAACUCAGAGUUCAAUCUCCGUUCCCAACUCAUACAAGCCACAGCAGAUUGGCCUACAUUGGAUCAAGCCAUCUCAAGUAUACUUGAGGAAGAAACACGGCUGGCCAAUCAGAUCACAACUUCACAAACAAAUGUUGAUAGCAGAGCUGCACUAUCUUCAGUUAAGCAAAUUCAGUCUCCUGGUACUUCAAGAAAUGAGCAAGCAAAUGCUACUAGAUUCGACUACACGAGAAAGCCUAAGAUGGUGUGUGACCACUGUAAAAAACCAGGCCAUUUGAAGAAGAGUUGUUUUGAUAUAGUUGGUUAUCCUCCUGGAUGGCAACCGAAACAAUUUAACAGAUUCACUAGUGGCGGUAGUAAUGCAAGAAGACCAGAUCGAGCUCAUCUUACUUUAUUUGGGGGAGAACGGUCUGCUGUAACAGCCCAAGCACUUGAAGAAUUUAAAGGCAAACUUAUGGCAAAUACUUCAGAAGGCCCUGCUGAAGCUACAUCUGAUGCUCAUUCUGGGAAAGGAUCUGAAGACAAGAAGAAAUCUUGGGACUGGAAUUGAGCACGACGACCUCUACUACCUUACCAAUGCCUCGUCUCCAUCUCCAUAUGCCCUCAGUAUGAUGAAUAGCUUGACCACUGAUGAAUUUCUACUGAUGCAUUAUAGACUAGGGCAUCUGUCAUUCCAAGCCCUUGGUCGCAUGUUUCCAUCUCAAGUUAAAAAUUAUUGUAAGGAGAAGCUUUUGUGUGAUGUGUGUGAACUGGCUAAACACACUAGAACCAAUUAUCCUAGUAGUAAUGAGAGAAGUAAGAUACCUUUUGAUGUGGUGCAUUCGGAUGUAUGGGGUCCAUCAGUUGUAACUGCCCUCACAGGGGAUAGAUAUUAUGUGACCUUCAUUGAUGGUUUUAGUAGGUGCACAUGGCUGUACCUCCUAAAGCAUAAAUCUGAAGUUCUCCCUGCAUUCAAAGAUUUUUUU
Triticum urartu is the source of this 1954-nucleotide messenger RNA. The record is from RefSeq and is a predicted model, not a curated record. Lineage: Eukaryota; Viridiplantae; Streptophyta; Magnoliopsida; Poales; Poaceae.